Molecule: messenger RNA, 2873 nt
Organism: Labrus bergylta (ballan wrasse)
Lineage: Eukaryota; Metazoa; Chordata; Actinopteri; Labriformes; Labridae
Gene: sh3bp2
Product: SH3-domain binding protein 2
Biological process (GO): signal transduction
Molecular function (GO): SH3 domain binding
Source: RefSeq, a predicted model, not a curated record
AGUAUCAGGGGUUCAGACAACAACCAGACUUCCUAACCAACCAGGCUGAUUGUUCUUUUCAUCCCGUCUCUCAAACUCUUGAAUUUCUCUCAGUCUUUCUAACCAUUAAUAACUUGAUUCUUUCACUCAUCUGUCUUCAUGCUCUGUUUAUCCUAAUCUGAACAAAUCUUUAAUCUGGAAUUUGUGUCUCUUUCGAUCUAAUCCUCAAUCGAUUCAAGCGUGCAACCUUCCUCCAUCGCUCUUCACAGUUACAUAAAGUAUGGUGGUAUUUCACUUGGUGCUGUCACCGUCAUGUCCACAGACAUGUCCGCUCCGUCCAUGAGGAAGAAGUCAUUUGCUCGGAGCACCAAGCCAAGCGUCAGGAUGUGUAUUCGGGAACAGAGGGAUAUCCUAACCAUGUCGUCUCCAGAGGUGUGCUGGCCGGUGCCGAUGCGAGCCAUCGGGGCUCAGAACCUACUGACCAUGCCAGGAGGAGUUUCAAAUGCGGGAUACCUCCACAAGAAGGGCGGCAGCCAGUUCAGCCUCAUGAAAUGGCCACUCAGGUACACCAUCAUCCACAAAGGCUGUGUGUACUACUUUAAGAGCAGUACCUCUCCUGCACCACAGGGGGCGUUCUCUCUCAACGGCUACAACAGAGUGAUGAGAGCGGCAGAGGAGACGACGUCCAGUAAUGUGUUUCCUUUUAAGAUCGUGCACUAUAGUAAGAAACACAGGACGUGGUUUUUCUCUGCAGCCAGCGAGGACGAGAGGAGGAAAUGGAUGCGAUUCCUGCGGAGGGAGAUUGAUUACUAUAAUGACAGAAAUGAGUGCCUCUUUUCAAGCGACUCGGAUUCAGAUGCUGACAGUUUCUAUGGCUCGAUUGAGAGGCCCAUGGAUAUCAAACACCCCGUGGACAACACAGACGACGAUUAUGGUGAGGAUGAUGAUGACGACGAGGAAGACUAUCUACAGCCAGACAGUGACUGUUCCCCAACAUCUACAGUCUCUUCAGGUCGACCCACAGGACCGCCCCCCUCCUACCCUCCUCCUCCGGUGCCGGCAACCUUCCAGCUCCGUCAAGAAUUCAGUCCAGGCUUCCACAAAGGAGCACCUCCUCCAGUCCCACCCCUACACAGAAUCCCAACCAGCCCGUUCCCCAAAAAGUCUCUGCCCUCUGUCUCACCUCCCUCCACACUAAAAGACCCCAACAAAGGUCCGCCUCCCCCUCUCCCCUUUGCUCCCCACCUGCACAAGACCGUCUCUUCCUGCCCGCCACCUCCACCUCCCCCUAAUCCAAAGAGAACUCUUCAGAGCAGGACCACCUCCAUGGGGGAGCCCGUGAUGGACAAGAAAGACUGGGGGCCUCAAAAUGGUCCCGCCUUCUGUUACCUUCCUGCAGCAGGGAGCCAAUCACAAAGCAACAACCAUCAAGGGGUGACAAUUAACCUCCGCAGCAAGCCAAACCUACCGCCUUCCCAUGUGGCCAAAACUGGGGGGUCGUCUCUUCACCCUGUUAUGUUAAACUCCCUGACAUCCUUAAGUACCCCUCCGUUGUCUCCUCUUCUUAAAACUGGACUUCACAACAGGCCAGCUAUACCUAAACCUCCCCCACCAACUGCCAAACCGCCGCUGCCUGCAGCCAAGUCCAAGCCGCCAGGAACCCCAAUUCAAAGAGCAUCGCCAGAUGGACAGAGUUUCAGAUCAUUGGGAGAGGAAACGCCCACAGAGAGCAGGAAGAAACAACACUCGUCGAAAAGCAACUCUGACGACGACUAUGAGAACGUGCAGCUGCCAGACUCUGUGUACGUUGACACAACUGAAACCAGCUUAGUAGAAAAGUUGUUCAAAGAGAGCAACAUCUAUCCACAGGACGGUCUGUACUGCAUCCGGAACUCAGGGACAAAGACGUCGAAGGUGCUGGUGGUUUGGGAUAUCGGUAUAAGCAAAGCCAGAAAUUACCGUCUGUUUGAGGAGGGUGGACUUAUUUUCCUGGACAGUGAAAUGACCUUCCCCAAUCUGUCAGCGCUUAUUGAACACUACUACAGCCAUCCUCUUCCUCACCACGGCUCACUCUGCCUGCAGGCGCCUUACACAGGGACACAGAGCUUCUGCUGAGAGAGAGAGACAACAGGAGCGCUUCUGGUAUCCCUCAAAACCACCGGUGCUCAUGGAAGGGAAGACUUCAAAAAAGUGGAGGACAAUGUAAGACAAAAACAAACACAUAUCGGCCUGAGCCUUCUUCAGGGCGUGGCGACACAAUGAGACAAGGAGAGUAGUUAUUGCUGCAGUCACCACAGGUGUGCAGUGAUGAAGGCAAGGUCGUUUUUUUUUUCCUUUUCUGCCUUACAUACUGGACACUGUAUUCAAACCAUGGUGCAAACUGCAAUAGUUUAAUAAAAUAUAUAAGAAUUUAAAAUACAAAUACAGAUAUACAAAAGUACAAAGAUAAUGUGCAGAAAGAUGUGCCUUCAAAAACAACAGCAACAACAAAUGUGCAUGGACUUGAACUAACAUAGAGAAAAGGGAUUUAGAAAGGGAUGAGGACAGAUUUGACCUCAGGAUGAUUUAAAUGUGGUCAGUUUCAGGAUCAAGUGACACACAGACAAACAAAGAAUUAAGUUUCAAAGACAGAGAAGCCUGCAGCAACGUCUUUAUGUUAUAACAAACUGUCAGCCUCUUGUUCAGACUUUGUGCCUUAAGAAUCUCUGCUUUUCACUUUUGAAGUGGACAUCUUUGUUGUCUUUCUUUUCAAGACUCAGAGUCCUAAAGGUGCAAAGGGUUAAUGCCUCCGCUGAGAAGACGGCGGGGGAAUGAUCUUUUUAACAUGUAUUAUAAACAGCGUUAGAAGAAGAUAGAAAUAGCUGUUGAUUUGGUUUUAAGGGGACUUUUCUUUU